Gregarina niphandrodes is the source of this 468-nucleotide messenger RNA. RefSeq lists its product as hypothetical. The transcript has 2 exons. NCBI's taxonomy places the organism in Eukaryota, Apicomplexa, Conoidasida, Eugregarinorida, Gregarinidae. The coding region runs from base 1 to 468 and encodes 155 amino acids. The record is from RefSeq and is a predicted model, not a curated record.
AUGAACAGCCGAAAGACCCAAAGCUUCGCGUGGCGCGACUCCCACGAAGUAGCAAUGCGACAGGUAAUCGAGGACCUCGUCAAUGCUGACUACUACCCCAUGGAGCGAGACCCCUCUUCUGACCAUGGGACGUUGGGAGAAAGAGGGUUGUGGGCGGUCAAGUACUUUGUGACCAAAUGGCCUUGCAUCCGCCUAAGACCCACGCUGGUCCUUGCCGACCACCGGAAUCUCACUUUCCCAGUGAAGGCUGACACAGGCAAGGUAGGUCGAUGGGCUCUGUUCCUCCAGCAAUACGACUUAAAGUUCGGUUACGUCCCAGGAGAUGACAACUACGUCGCCGAUGCCCUGUCUAGGCUCCAGGACGACGAGGACCAUGAUCGGGACCUCGGUGCUAUGCACAUCGGUAAUCGACCGUUUGCGGUCCACUUCGCCGAGGUCAGCGAACCUAUUCCAGCGAUCGUCACGUGA